UAUAACAAAUUCAAAACAAAUCAAGAAUUUACUUGGUUUGUAUUGAAUUUCUCUCGUGCACAAUAAUCGUCAUACUUUUGAUUACAAAUUGUAAAAAAUGUCAAAGUCAUACAAAUAAGGUGUUCAGUACAAUAUGGAUUUGGAUAGUAAACGACCGAGAUGUUGUCAAACGACGCCAGCGACGAACAUAAUUUCAGCAUCAUGGAUCAGAAUCAGAUACGUGCAAAUGACGUUGCUAUUUUUCCUAAUGACAGUAUCCUAUGCCAUCAGGACCAAUCUUUCUGUAGCUAUUGUAGCUAUGGUCACUACAGACACUUCAAGUAAUAAUGAUGUUCCAACAUUUUCCUGGACAAAUAUUGGUAUAAUAUUAUCUUCCUUCUACUGGAGCUACGCAAUAUUGCAAUUUUUCGCCGGUCCCAUAGCUCAAACAUUCUCACCAAGAUGGAUCCUGUUUAUAGUCACAUUAAUAUUUUCCGGAUGUUGCCUCCUAAUCCCAAUAAUGAGCGUCCAAUUCGGAUCAGCUGGAGUGAUUGCGUGUAGAGUUAUCCAAGGUUUAGCCCAAGGCUUCAUUCUACCAUUGACCCACAACAUGUUGGGCAAAUGGGCGCCGACCGAAGAACGAUCCUGGAUAAAUACCAGCGUCUAUUCCGGAUGCAGUUUUGGUACUAUAAUAUCUAUGCCGAUAACAGGCUAUUUGUCUUCGUCUAAAUUUGGUUGGCCAGCUUCGUUUUAUCUAUUUGGAGGUUUAGGGGUUGCUUGGUGCUGCUUCUGGAUAAUAUUCAGUGCUGACAGGCCUAGUACUCAUAAAACUAUAACGUUGGAGGAGCGAAAGUACAUCGAGAGCUCACUGGGACAAGAUCAAGAGGAAUAUGUGGAUGAUGUCAAAGUGCCUUGGAAAGCCAUUAUGACGUCGCUGCCUUACUGGGCCAUUAUUUUUGGUGCUGUUGGUGAAUCUUGGGGUGGAACUUUUUUGGUUACGGAAAUACCUACUUACCUUAGUAAAGUGACCGAUAUCGACAUUGAAGAAAAUGGUCUCUAUUCAUCUGCACCUUAUGUGGUAGCUGCAGUUCUCACAGUAAUGUACGGACCUUUAGCAGAUUACUUAAUCCAAGCUGGCAUAACAUCCAGAAAAACCUCUAGAAGACUAUUCCAUGGAAUUGGUUCAUUUAUUCCUGCCGGUGCUCUAAUAUGGCUCGCCUACGAAGAAAGUCCAGCUGGCAUAGCGAUUUUACUGAUCGUAGCCGUAAGUCUGAACGGCGCCAUGUUUUGCGGACACAACGUGAACCACAUCGACGUAUCGCCACGAUUUUCCGGAGUUUUAUUUGGAAUUUCUAACGGCAUUGGACAGACUUUGGCGAUUUUAGCUCCGUUGCUUGUCCAGUUUGUCGUUUAUGACGAGACUGACAAAUCCUUAUGGAGGACAAUGUUCGUUAUAGCGGCAAUUAUUUAUGCCGGAACGGCCGUAUUUUUCAUUUUGUACUCGUCGGCCGAACGACAAUGGUGGGACAAAGUCCCGGCAGCUAAAUCCAGGAAAAUGGAUCGUCCAGCCAGGAAAACGGAUCGUCCUUCGGAGGAUGCGGAGGAAAUUGAGAGACUGUGAGACUUUUGUGUUGUUUUGUAAAGAAAUAGAAAUAAUAAAUAAAACUACGAAUUUUUUGUAAAUUUGAAAUAUAAAUUCUCAAGUUUUUUUUGUAA
Messenger RNA from Ceutorhynchus assimilis (cabbage seed weevil), 1695 nucleotides. The record is from the annotation of a GenBank genome assembly. NCBI's taxonomy places the organism in Eukaryota, Metazoa, Arthropoda, Insecta, Coleoptera, Curculionidae.